CACUCACUACAUUUCUGUCUUCUCAUUUCCCAAUUCCCAAAUUUUGCUCGCUCAAACCCUAAUUUCAAUUUUCGCAAAUCUCACCUGAAGACCUCAAGCUACACGCGUACCAUGAGCCGCUACGACAGCCGCUCCGCCGACCCAGGCUCUUACCGUGAGCGCCGCGGGGAUUCGGGGUUUGGUUAUAAGAAAGAACACGACAGCAGUUAUCGGUCCUCGUCUUCGUCGAAGAGAGACUCCGAUGGCGGGGCGGAGACUGCGCCGCGGAAGUCGGAGUUGGAUGGACUGACGCCGUUCGAGAAGAAUUUUUAUGUGGAGACUCAGUCUAUUGCCGCCAUGUCGGAGAGUGACGUGGAGGAGUAUAGGCGGCGACGGGAGAUUACCGUUGAAGGGAAGGAUGUGCCGAAGCCUGUUAAGAGCUUUAACGAUGUCGGUUUUCCAGAAUAUGUUCUACAAGAAAUUGAAAAGGCUGGAUUUACUGAACCUACACCUAUUCAAGCUCAAGGGUGGCCUAUGGCUCUGAAGGGACGGGAUCUUAUUGGUAUUGCAGAAACAGGGUCCGGGAAGACACUUGCUUAUCUCUUACCUGCUAUCGUUCACGUUAAUGCACAGCCAUUCUUAGCUCCGGGAGAUGGUCCAAUAGUUUUAGUUUUAGCUCCAACUCGCGAGCUUGCUGUUCAAAUACAACAAGAAGCUACUAAAUUUGGUGCAUCUUCAAAGAUUAAGAAUACAUGCAUAUACGGAGGGGUACCUAAGGGACCCCAAGUUCGUGAUCUCCAGAAAGGUGUCGAAGUUGUCAUUGCUACACCUGGAAGGCUAAUUGAUAUGUUGGAAUCUCACCAUACAAAUUUGCGAAGGGUGACUUAUCUUGUGUUGGAUGAGGCAGAUCGUAUGUUAGACAUGGGGUUUGAGCCUCAGAUUAGAAAAAUUGUUGAUCAGAUCCGCCCAGAUCGUCAGACUUUGUACUGGAGUGCCACAUGGCCAAAGGAGGUCGAGCAACUUGCUAGGAGGUCCCUUUUUAAUCCAUAUAAAGUAAUUAUUGGGUCACCAGAUUUGAAAGCCAACCAUGCAAUUCGCCAGCAUGUUGAUAUUGUAUCAGAAAGUCAAAAAUAUAACAAAUUAGUGAAACUGCUGGAGGACAUCAUGGAUGGUAGCCGCAUUUUGAUUUUUAUGGACACUAAAAAAGGGUGUGAUCAGACUACUAGACAACUCCGCAUGGAUGGUUGGCCCGCACUAUCUAUUCACGGAGAUAAAAGUCAAGCAGAGAGAGAUUGGGUUCUGUCAGAAUUCAGGGCCGGGAAGAGUCCCAUAAUGACUGCUACAGAUGUUGCAGCUCGUGGUCUAGAUGUCAAGGAUGUGAAAUACGUGAUCAAUUAUGACUUUCCUGGAUCUCUAGAGGAUUACGUUCAUCGUAUUGGUAGAACCGGAAGGGCUGGUGCUAAAGGUACUGCAUACACUUUCUUCACUGCUGCUAAUGCCAGAUUUGCGAAGGACCUCAUUAAUAUUCUGGAAGAGGCUGGACAGAAAGUCAGUCCUGAACUGGUCUCCAUGGGACGUGGUGCACCUCCUCCACCAGCAUAUGGUGGUUCUCGAGAUCGUGGAAGGGGAUAUGGCGGAGGGCGCUCUUGGAACUGAAGUAUGGCGUUGCUUCUAAAAGGUUUCUUCGGGAGAAAGUGGAGCAAUCUGUCCUCCUGUAACAUUGAUCAGAAGUUAUUCGUGUAGAAACAAAACUUGUUUUAAAUUCAUGAUAGUAUAAUGUAUAUUUGGAUAAUCUCGUAUCUACAUUUGAGCAAUUGAGUUUUUCACUAUUUGGGAUA
Molecule: messenger RNA, 1817 nt
Organism: Salvia hispanica
Lineage: Eukaryota; Viridiplantae; Streptophyta; Magnoliopsida; Lamiales; Lamiaceae
Gene: RH20
Product: DEA(D/H)-box RNA helicase family protein
Molecular function (GO): RNA helicase activity; ATP binding; nucleic acid binding
Source: RefSeq, a predicted model, not a curated record